ACGAGAUAUGCAGCUGGAAGACGGACACAAUCCGAAUUCACCUCUGCGGAGGAAGGUACUCCUGAAGAUGUCCAAACAGGCGGGGUAUGAGUUCUGCGACGUAACGUCCAUCCACGGAGUGAAACAGUGCUUCGGUAGUGAUAAGUUUCUCCCGGAGAAGGUUUGGUGGGUCACCGUCUUUAUCAUCCUAUACCUCUGCCUCAGCCAGAUGUACUCCGUGUACCGGAAGUGGGAGCGCGAUCCCAUUAUCGUCAGCUUCGACCAGCACCCGCAGCCGAUCUACUCGAUACCGUUCCCGGCGAUCACGAUCUGCCCGGAGACGAAGGUCAAAUCUUCCACACUCAAUCUCACCGAGACGUUCAUCCUGGUGCGAAGUCGCAAGCUGGACGAGACCAUGGACAGCGAACGGGUCCGGAAGUUGAUGGCUCUGCUACAGCUGUGUGACUAUCAGCUGUACGAUCGGAACGAAAAUGCCACCGCAGACGAAGACAUUCUGCAGUUGUUACGUCGGCUGGCGAUACCAUCCUUUGAAGUGUUCAACGCGUGUCUUUGGCAAGCGACCUCGUUCAGGUGCUUGGAUCUGUUCAAGACGACGCUUACGGAGAAAGGCUUCUGCUUCACGUUCAACAUGAUCGGCAACAACGAGCUGCUGCGAAAGGAAGAGUUGGACUCUAGGUAUGCUUUUAAUUCCGAGACUCGAGAAUCCGACUGGGAUUUGGACUCCGGAUACCGCCAGGGCGGAGUCUUUCCGUUCCGAGUCGUCGCCGGCGAUUACAACGAGGGAAUUAAAGUCAUGCUGAUUGCCAAGAAGGUCGACAUGGACUACUUCUGCGGGGACAAGUUCCAGGGCUUCCGCGUCCUUCUUCACAUGCCCAACGAGUACCCCCAGCUCUCGAGCCAGUUCUUCCGGAUUCCACUGAACCAGGAGCUCAUAGUGACCGUAACUCCACGCGUGAUAUCCACGGACGAUCACGCAAUGCUGUACAGCGCCGAUAAGCGCAACUGCUACCACGGCACCGAGCGCUACCUGCGCUUCUUCCGGAUCUACAACCGCAGGAACUGCGAGGUCGAGUGUCUCACAAACAUCACGCUGCAGCUGUGCAGCUGUGUCCGGUUCUGGAUGCCCCGACCGGUCGGGGCUCCACUUUGCGGCCUUCGGGACAAUCCGUGCGCCGAAAAGGCCAUGUCCAACAUGAUCAAGGCGGAAGCCGCCAAGGUGAAGGGAGAAUCGGUGGAGAACGCGGCGUACUGUAACUGCAUGCCGUCGUGCACUCACGUCGAGUAUCAGACGCAGAUCUCGCAGGCGGACUGGGAGUGGCAGCAGGGAGGCUUCUUCGACUUUGACAAGCGACAACCCGAUGACGUGCACCAAUCCAAGAUGGUCAUCUACUUCAAGGAGUCCCACUUUAUCCCAAUCUCGCGCAGCGAAAUCAACAGCAUCAGCGAUCUGUUCGCCAGCGCCGGUGGGCUGAUGGGACUAUUCAUGGGGGUAAGUUUGAUCAGCUUGGUAGAACUGCUGUACUACUGUACCGUGCGACCGUUUACGCUGUGGAAGUUAUCCCGGCGGAGACGGAGCUCGGUCUGGACUAGCGCCGAGUCGGCGAACCACUGCAGUUCGAAAGAGUCGGCCGGAGUUCAAUGAUCCGUAUCGCGGGGCAAACUUUCGAUUUCAUACCGUGUCAUU
Messenger RNA from Culex quinquefasciatus (southern house mosquito), 1684 nucleotides. RefSeq names its product pickpocket protein 28. Gene Ontology annotation, cellular component: membrane. The record is from RefSeq and is a predicted model, not a curated record. Gene Ontology annotation, molecular function: ligand-gated sodium channel activity. NCBI's taxonomy places the organism in Eukaryota, Metazoa, Arthropoda, Insecta, Diptera, Culicidae. Gene Ontology annotation, biological process: sodium ion transmembrane transport.